Seminavis robusta is the source of this 2259-nucleotide messenger RNA. Lineage: Eukaryota; Bacillariophyta; Bacillariophyceae; Naviculales; Naviculaceae. The record is from the annotation of a GenBank genome assembly.
AUGAGAUCCAUGGCGGCACGACAAGCGAUUGGUUUCUUGUUGGCAGCACUUCUGCCCUCCUUGGCCACAGCCCAACCAAAGCAGCAGCAACAGGAACCGUCUCAGGGUACCACCGCUGGUGGUGGAGAUCCUUAUCUGAUUGAAGAGCAAGAGCAGUUGAUCUUGCAGCAACAACAACAAACCCAGAAUCAGCAGCAGCAAGCUCAGAACCAGCAAGAUACUUUUGAUCCUUGUAUCCCAUGCGAUGGCCCCAUAGAUCAAUCCUUGAGCUUUGAUGGUACCAGUUGCAAUGAAUGGCUGAGAUAUGCCGUUCAAGUUCCAGCCAACACUGAAGAAUGCGCAUUGGAGCGAGUUCUGGGGUGGAAGUUUUGUGGAUGUCCCGCUCCGGGUGUCACCAAGAAAUGUGACUUUUGCAACGACAAGGCAUCCAUUCAAAAGGAAAAGACACUUCCCUUUAGCAGCAUCACCUGUGAGGCGUUUGCCGAUAUCCCUGCCUUGGAUGGGGAUGCCACGUGCCAGUUGACUGAUGAUUUUGCGUCGUAUUGUGGUUGUUCCACAUCCAUCCCACAAUGCACACUCUGCGACGAUGGUGCACCACCUCAAAACUUGAAUGCGCCACUCUACUUGGGUAUGACUUGUUCGGAUAUUCAUGACUUAUACCUCGUUAGCUCUACAUUACGGUGUGGCGAGGUUGCGGCGGACUAUCCCUUUGAUCUGAAGGCAUAUUGUGGCUGCAACAAUGCUGUCAAACCCAAUCAUGGCUGUGGCUUUUGUCCCUACGGGGGCACUCUCAACGAGUAUACCAAACGUCUGGCAAGUGACGAAACCAGUACGUGUGGCGACUGGGCUACUUUGGCAGAAUAUGCCAAUGAAGGAGAAUCUUCCUGUGCCGUCUUUCAAUAUGUCGGAUUGGAAUGUUGUGAUGGAAUGCAAUUGCCAGAUUUCUUUACCAACUACUUUGAUGAAGAAGACGCAGCAGGCACAAGUGGCACCACUCCUGCCAGUGACCCCACUCGGGUGAAUAGUAGUACUUCACAGCAGGCCACCGGUGGGAAUGCAGCCCAGACGGGAACAACCGACGGAACCACACCAACCUUGAACUUGGCGGACGGUCCAGAUCUCGAAGGUACCACUGCCGUUGUCACUCGCAAUCCUGUGGCUCCCAAUGUUCCAUUUGUUCUGGACAUCAGUACUGCAGGCAACAUUAACGAAGCUGUUCGCAUGUGUUUCAAAGAGCACACGACCCCGUUGGUGGCGGUGAAUACAUUGCAACUAGGCGCUGAGUCGCCCGACAAUGCCAACGCAACUUCGUCUCUUCAGCAGGGGGAACUGGGAGAUUUGUUUCAACCUGCUCGAGUCUCUCGCAAUCCAAUGAACUUGUCAGAGACAGGAACGCAGCAAGCAAGCAACCCCACCAACAAGAACGUCGAGGACGCCAUCAAAGCAGGUGAGAAGGUGCAAAGUAAAUGGAAACAGCUCUAUCAAGAACUGGAUCAUGUAGCUCUGCCAGAAGCCUUUGGUGAGAAAAUUCCGGGAGAAUAUGCGACCAAUACGUUCUUGCCGGGUCUCUCUGGGUGUUUGGAGAGUGCCAUCAAUAAGUUUACGACUUGCUACCUUUGUGAAAAUGGGCAAAGACCGCUGCAAUCCGAAAAGAUGAUUUCCAUUGUUGGCUUGUACUGCGAUGAAUACGACGAGUGGAGAGCUGAAGCCACAGCGGAAGACUGCAAAUCAUUUGACACGAGCUGGCUUCCCUUUGACAUGGCCUCCUUCUGCGGAUGCCCCGGUGUUCCGGAUCUUGCCGUCUUCUCCGUUCCCGAGGGCGACACCGCCACGGCUAGUAGACAGGACAAGUGCUCCUUUUGCCCCGAAGGACAGGUUUUGAUUUUGGAGCCCUGGAAGCAUGACAUCAAAGACAAGGCCUUGUUGCAAGCAGGAGGAUAUGUAGUUGGUUCAACGUGCGCCGAAUGGUCCCAGAUGGCAGAUUAUGUCACGACGCCGGAAGCCUGUUCUUUCGUGCAGACCAUUGCCGUUUCAGGCUGCUGUGAGUUUAUUGGAGAAAGCAUUCUGGACAAGACAACGCCAAGUCCAACUCCCAACAACAAUGCACCAUCGGUCUUGUCUCCAACAACAGCGCCCACGACGCAACUAUCGGCGAACGAGACUGUCAGUCCAGUGGCCGCUCCUACUGCUUCCAACGGCGCCGUCAUGCAAUCGGCAUUUGCAAUAGCAGUGUCCAUUCUGUCGUUGGUCCUGUCGUAG